AUGCCUCUGGUGCGCAAACGGCGCGCACCGGUCGCAGAAGACGCCUCGGACGAAGAACAUACACCUACACAACGCCGCCGCGAGUCUCCAGUAUCCGACGUGGAAGAUGACGAUCCAUCCACUCAAGGCGAACAGCAACUGCAACAAAUGGCCAAGAAGCUGGUGAGGAUGGCACUGGCAUGCGAGUACGCCAGGAUUCCCAUUCGCCGAGCAGAUAUCAGUGCAAAAGUGCUGGGGUUGCAAGGAAGACAAUUCAAAAACGUCUUUGCCGAGGCAAAUUUGAAGCUUAAUGCGGUAUUCGGAAUGGAGAUGACGGAGCUACCAAAGACGGAAAACCACACCAUCAAAGGACGCCAGAAGGCUGCAGAGAGAACGGAAAGGCAAAACACCACGACGACUUCGUGGGUCCUCACGAACACCUUGCCGGAGAAGUAUCGAGGCUGGGACAUCAUCCCCCCGCCAAAAGUUCCUACCUUUUCUGAAGAGAGUGCAUACAUCGGACUUUACACUUUUGUGGUAGCAUGCAUAACACUUGGAGGUGGAAGGAUGCCGGAAGCGAAGCUCGAGAGAUAUCUAAAGCGGACCAACGCAGACCAGACGACCCCGGUUGGCUCAACGGAGAAACUACUUGCCCGAAUGAAGAAGGAUGGGUACAUCAAGCUCAUCACGGAUAGCUCGAGUGGUGAAGAGAUUAGAGAGUGGGUUGUCGCCGGGCGGGGAAAGGUGGAGAUCGGAGAAAGAGGAGUGGCGGGCAUGGUGCAGACCGUGUACCACGACAACAGGACAGCUGAGCUGGACCGCAAGAUUGAGCGCAGCCUGCAGAACGCGCGCGCUAAUGAAGCGUCCAAGAAUAUCGGACAAGCCAGUUCCGAGGAUCAGACUGGGACCGGUAGAGGGCGGGGACGGCAGAGACGACAAGAACCACAAGAUGGCGAGCCACAGGAGACGGAUGAGGAGUAA
Messenger RNA from Lasiodiplodia theobromae, 960 nucleotides. Its product is annotated as Mage protein. Gene Ontology annotation, cellular component: nucleus. The transcript is spliced from 4 exons. The record is from RefSeq and is a predicted model, not a curated record. Gene Ontology annotation, biological process: DNA repair. Bases 1 to 960 code for a protein of 319 amino acids. Lineage: Eukaryota; Fungi; Ascomycota; Dothideomycetes; Botryosphaeriales; Botryosphaeriaceae.